Lytechinus variegatus (green sea urchin) is the source of this 6300-nucleotide messenger RNA. RefSeq names its product rho GTPase-activating protein 17-like. The record is from RefSeq and is a predicted model, not a curated record. Gene Ontology annotation, biological process: regulation of Rac protein signal transduction; regulation of actin cytoskeleton organization; signal transduction. The coding region runs from base 249 to 2468 and encodes 739 amino acids. Gene Ontology annotation, cellular component: intracellular anatomical structure; cytoplasm. Gene Ontology annotation, molecular function: protein binding; GTPase activator activity. The transcript is spliced from 16 exons. Lineage: Eukaryota; Metazoa; Echinodermata; Echinoidea; Temnopleuroida; Toxopneustidae.
CGCCCACUUCCGCAUUUCGCAUGCACACCAAAACCCAUACAUGCAAUAUGUAUGAGGAAAUUGUAUUUUUACGUGUAAUCUGUAUUGCGACCUGUGUUGUUUGGAAUCUAAACCUGCACGAACUUGAUAAACCAUCACUUGAUUUUUGCAACAAACAACAUCAUUGUGGCGGUUGCCACUUAAGGAAUAGAUACCUUGGAGUGUACUGAUUUGCUGGAGUAGGUGGUUUGGUGCAUUCGAGAGGAAAGAUGAUCAAGAAAGACGCGAUGAGGCGGCAGAUGAACCGCCUGAGACAGCGGGCGAACCAGAAUUUGGGAAGAGCGGAGAAAACAGAAGUACUGAAUGAUGAAUUAUUACAAUGUGAGAAACGAACUGAACAUAUAAAACACACGUGUCAGAACAUUACAAAGAAGCUCUCAGCAUGUCUUAUUGGCUCAGGAACAGACGUGGAGAAAAGAACGAAAAAGCUUCCGCACUCUGUGCUUUCUCAGAGUAUGAAUGAGAUGAGUGUUGAAUUAGGAGACACAACAUUAUUAGGGUCUAUGUUAGUCAAAACUUCUGAAGCAUGUGCAAACAUAGCGCAGGAACUAACCAGUCAUGAAAUGGGUUUAGAAAACCUGAUCCUCAUCCCAUUCAACUCAGUCCUAGAGGAAAGCAUCCCUCAAAUCCAAAGUAACAAAAGAAGAUUAGUCAGACUGACCCUGGAUCUGGAUUCGGCUAAAAACAGGUUUCACAGUGCUUCCAGGCAAACAGCAUUAGGGAAAGGCAACUUCCAGGAGCAAGCAGCAAAAAUAGAUGCCAUCAAAGAGGAAUUAGAUGAUGCCCAAACUAAAGUAGAACAAUGCAAGGAUGCGUUAGUCACAGACAUGCUGAAUCUAGUAUCAAAAGAAAGUCUUCUGUCCAGGAGUUUAAUGGAUAUGGUAGCAGCACAGGCACAGUACCACCGCAAUGCCCUAGCCAGACUAGAAAACAUGGUCCCAAAGAUGAGGGAGACCUUGGACCGGGACCAGCACAAGCCUACGUUUGGGACCCACCUUGAGGAGCAUCUGAGGCUGCAGGACCGGGAGAUUGCGGCUCCCAUCGAGGUCCUGGUCAUGUGGCUCCUAGAGCUUGGUAUCGAGGAAGAGGGCCUCUUUAGGUUGGGUGGGAACCAGUCCAAGAUGAAACUUCUCAAGGCCGCCUUUGAUGCCAAUAUUGAGCUUGAUUUAGUGGACUUUGAAUUCCAAGAACACUCCAUUGCUGCUGUACUGAAGCUGUAUUUGAGAGAACUUCCUGCUCCUUUAUUGACCUUUAACCUUUAUUCUGAGUUCAUUGAAGCUGGCAGCGUCAAAGAUCCGAACCAGAAGAAAGAGGCCUUGAAGAAGGUUGUCCAGAAACUCCCAAAAUGCAACUACGACAACUUACGGUAUCUUUGUCGGUUCUUGAAGGUAGUAGCAGACAGGAGCGAUAAGAACAAGAUGAACUCAUCAAAUCUUUCACUAGUAAUAGCACCAAACAUGCUCUGGUCAGAGAAGGAUGAUUUAGGGACAUCAAUAGGGGCGGCACCAGGCAUCGUAGAGUCCUUCAUCUCACACGCAGAAUGGUACUUUCCAGGAGAGAUGGAUUUCCCGGUGCCAUUACCGCCGACACCCUCACCGAAAACCAACUCGAUACCAGAAUCCAACUCGCUCUCGCCGAAGACUCCCGAUGGGACCACGCCUUCUUCGGUAUCCGCCUCCAACGCCACGACGACCCAUUCCGUCCCUUCAUCGCACCCUCCCCUAGGUCCCCCGCCCGGCCCCCCACCGGGUCCCCCGCCCAACCCUCCUACCGCCAUUCCACCCCCUCCCUCGCAGACUACUGCACCUUUGGUCACCAUAGACGGCAUCGGUCCACCUGAAAAACCCAUCAGAAACUCUACACUUCCUAGGAAGUCAGUAAAGAGAGCCCACGCCCCUCCCCCACCCGUCAGUGUAUCGCCGAGCCCAUCACCGACAAAUAGCUUGACGCGGAAUACCCAGCCUCCGGGAACACAGACGUCCAAUCAGAACACUCAAAACAAUCAUAGCAGUCCCGAGUUAACAAGGAAAGGAAGCGAGUCCAACCCGCUUACAACGAAUGGCUCAAUAUCCAAGCCCGAACGCCCUCCCGAUAAGCCCCCUGUCGCGGGAAAGCCACCUAAGGUCGACAAACCGGUCGUUGCGGGGAAGCCCACCAUCGCUGACAAACCACCCAUCACCGAAAAACCCACCAAGCCCGAUAAACCCAUAGUUGCAGUACCUAGUCCUACCAAGGAGCGUCCAGGCUCGGGGCGGGAUAGUGUCGACGGGACUGUCCUGUCACCGAAUCCCCCAUCGCCGAACAGCAAACCUAAAUCAGCAGCGAUACAAAGACCUACCAUGCUCCCCCCUCCCCCUCCUCCUACCGCAAAGACAACAGAUACAAAAGACGGUGUGAAAAACCAAAGUAGUUUUGAUACGGACUUGUGACAUGGGCAAGGUGUUUUAGAGAUGAUACCUUUCAGUUUCUUGCAGCAUACUUCAUUUAUAGCAUAAUUACAUCUAGCCAUGAUAUCGACAACCACGGAUAGAUACAGAUUCUAACUGCUCUGUUUAUUUUGUGUGUAAAGCAUUCUUAUUUCAAGAUACUUUCUCGAGACUACACAAUCUAUAUAAAAUGUUACGUCAUUUUUCCACUUUAUGUACAAUGUAUUUUCAUACCAUAUCCGUGGGUACUUCUGCUGGGAGCAAACAGCGGCCAUCUCGUGCAAAUCACUUCGAUUGAGCAAUCUUUCUUCUGCUUGUGUACACCAUGGAAUCUCGUCUGAAGGUUUAUAGUUGAUGAAUAUACUAUGUGUACAGAAAUAUGAAACUAUAUCUUUUUUGAGAUCACAUAUUGUUGUUCAUGUUACAUGUAUAUGAAAUAUUUAUUGAUAUUGAUGUUGGGCCAUGCUGCAUAUACUUCUGUUUUGAUAAUUAUUGCAUUUUUUUUGUUGAAUCCUAUUUGAGAGUCUACAGGGUUAGAAUGGGAUGUCAAUGUAUUUACAGGUCUUUUUCCUUUACCCCUUGUUUCCCCCUUCCUACAAAAGUGUACAAUUUUAUGAAAUAGGGGAAGCUCUAACUUCUUCAAAUUCAUUUUCUUCAUAAAGAUUAUGUAUGACACUGUAAAAGAUGAUGAAUACUGUAAUUGAGUUUUUCACAGAUGAGAGCAGUAAUAGUGACCUAUAGAUGUUUACCAUCUGAGGCAAAACUGACUAACUCUUGUCAAAUGAUUUUUUAUUAAAGUACGAUAUAAAAAACAUGACCGUAAUUUUCAUCGUUUUGUCUGAUAUAUUUUUUAACUGGUGAAUGGCACAGAAGAUCAUCAUCCAUUACCACAAACAGACAAGUUUAUUUAUGUAGUUAUCUAAGGAAGGAGAACUGUUUUCACGAUGAAACGUCUCAUCAAUUGGCAAUAAUUAUCUCUAUAAAUCUAGUGCAGCAUGGCCUUUCCUGUCAUUUUUGUAUUUUCUAGGAAUAUUUUAACAUUUCGAGCACAUACCUGAUUUUCCACGCUCUGACAGAAAACAAUGGGUGUAGUUUCUCUAGUGUUCUACCAAAAACUUGAAGAGUAUUUUGUUUUUUCUUGCUUCUGUGAAAAGUUAAAGCAAAGAAUUUCAUGUAUUAUUUUCUACCUUGCGCAAGUUGCAAUACAUGACUGUGGCAAAUGAUGCAGAAAUGAUCCCAUUUGAAUAACCCCAAUAUAUUGCUUGUCUAUGAAUACCAUUUAAAUAAAAAUUUUACUCUGUCUGGUUAUAUUUAGUGUGAUCAAAAAAGCAAAUUAUCAAAGUUCUCAUACACACAAGCAGAGGGCUUUCUUUAGUGGCAUUAAAUAAAUUGAUACUGGACCCUGAAGUCAGAUAAAGACUAAGGCCCAUAUUCUAAAGUCAGGUUUAAGUUAGACCAAGGUCUAGCUUUGUGCUAAAAUUAUGGGAGCCAAAAACUAAAAAAUUCUGCUUAUACUGUAUAUUUUGUGUAUUUACUAUUUUGUUUCCCUUUGCUUUCACAAUGUAGAAAAUAUUUCAGUUAUCAUUCCGAGACAGUUAUAAAUGAGCUUCAUAAGAUUUAAUAAACUGAACAGAGUUGUGCCUCAAUUGGCUCUCCAUAGUUAAACCACAACUUUAAACCAGGGUUUAAUCUAAACAAGAGUUCAGAAUAAGAUCCUAAGGGAUGAUUCAUAUAGCUGUUUUUAAAGAUAUGCAUAUAUGGCAAUCCAAUUCUUUAAUUCAAUUAAUUAUUUACAAGUAGGUGAUAUUUUACAGUAAGCUUGUUAACAUACAUAUUUUCUGUGAAUGAAAUAAUAAAAAAGAAAGAUUUGAACAAUUUUGAAUGAACUAGCAAAAAUACAGCAACACUUAUUUAAUUUAUCAGAAGCAGUAUGAAUUAUGAGAAAAAGCUUUGGGCUUGCACUUUGACUCUUCUACUUCUUAGUUAUUGGUAAGAUAAUGUAUAACUUAAAAAAAACAGCUUUAUGAAUCAAGCUCAUAGUAUAUUUGCUCAUGAAUUAUAAAACGUUUCCAAUUUGUAAAUAAAAUUUUCCAAUUAAAGACAACAAAACUUACCAUGAUGGAUGGUAUUCUGAACACCAUAGUUUAGUCAACCCAGGGUUAAUUCAGUCACACUUUUAUGGAGAGCCAGUUUUUCACCAAGUAAAGAUUUUUUUUUCAAUUCUACAGCAAAACAUUGUCCAAAAAUAAUAAUUGUGUUUGGAAAUGGGAAGUACUAAAAAAAUGCAAAAAUAUGAUGAAUUUGAUAAGUAAAUUUCGAAAUAAAUCUUUGCCACGAAUACGGAAGAAAAGUUUAUAAGCCCGGCAUUCCAUAGGUGUGUCGUUUAAACUUCUAGUUUGUAUGAUAAUUAAACAGAGGUGUGAUUACCAGAACACCUCCUGAUGACUUUUGCAAUAUCAUUUUAAUGUGCUUUGGUUUCCAUGGAUCAUGAUGAAGAGAUCAUUUAUACCAAAGCUUCCUGCAAUUCAUGUAUGGGAAUAUCUUGAUUUUACUGAAAAAAAAUGAAAUAGAAAGAUUAGAGAUGUAGCACAUUUACAGGGCAUAUUUCAAGGAAUCUUUAUCACUCAUCAUCAUCCAAAUUCAUUUAUAAUUGAUUUGAAUGAAAAAUGUUGUAGUGGUUUAGAUUAUAUGAAUUCCAUUGUAUUGAAAAUCCUUUUUUUUUUACCUUUAAACUAAAGAUAAGCAUAUUUUUGCAAUCACUAAGCAGACACUUUCUCCACCACACCAAUUCCUUUGAAAAUGUAAGUCAAAUCAUGAUAGAAAGCUUAGAACAUUGGGACUAAACAUAAAAUUGCAAAUAUGUUAUUUGUACAGAGUCCAGGGUGACACCUUUUUUGUGAUUCUCCAAUUUUCUUUUGUCUUUGAAGGGCAUUGGACUAAAUGUGACAAGCCAGCCCAAAACCAACACUAAGUCGCCCAAAAUGAAUUUUGAGAUUUUUAUUGAGUUUGAACAAGCACAUCCUAAGCUUAAAAAUGAUAUAUGAUUUGUCAAACUUUAUCAACAAUAACUCACUGAAAUACUUGAUUGAAUGCAGGAGAAAACAAAGUGAGAGCUUCAGAAAAUAAGGAGAAAACAACAUUUGAAAUUGAAGUUUGUGUUCACUCAAGCUUGAGAUGUUCGCUCUGUGCCAUUUCAAUGAAACUUCCCAUCAUUCCACAAAAACUUGUGUCAAAGAAACUCAUGUAUCUUGUUGUUCUCUAUUCAACUUUACAACUCUAAAUUUUACAGUAUAAAGAAAUACUUCUUCAGACAAGCAUAAUUUUGAAUUUUGGCUUCUUGAAGACCAAUUUACUAUUUUGGCCAUAAACAGAAAAUGUUCGUGACUUAUUAGUGGUUUUGGGGUGGUUGGUCACAAAUAUUGUCUGCAUUGUAGAAAGUGUCUGCAUAGUGAUUGUGAAUAUUAUUAGGUGGAUACAGACAUUGAUAUUUUUAUAACACAUUCCUAGCAGGAUAAAUGGGGAUUAGGAAGUUUGGUAGUUAUGUAGGUGUUGGUGUCAAAAAUGUGAAUCUGCCCGCUGAAAUAAGCUUCAGAACCAAAUUUGGGUGUCAAUAGUCAAACCUACAUUAUUGAAAGCUAAAUACUGAGUGACAUCAAUCCCUAACACCAAACUCACUUCAGUUUGAGUGUUGUGUGUGGUGUUAAAAAACCAACCUCACGAGUUGAGUGUUGUGUGUGAUGUUCAAACACCAGACUCACUUUAAUUUGAGUGUUAUGUGUGGUAUUGAAACAAAACCGAAUUCAUUUCAAUUUGAGUGUUGUGGGUGAUGUUGCAA